Molecule: messenger RNA, 1245 nt
Organism: Malania oleifera
Lineage: Eukaryota; Viridiplantae; Streptophyta; Magnoliopsida; Santalales; Ximeniaceae
Exons: 3
Coding region: 232-879 (215 amino acids)
Source: RefSeq, a predicted model, not a curated record
UACGAUACUCACCAUGUCCCACCAUUCUGAAACCUGUUUGCUCUCCAUAAGAGAAGCCGAUGCCCCCUCUCCCUUCUCCCAAUCUCUGCAACCAACCGAUCGCUUGAAGCGUCUGGACCACCGAUAGUCGAUGACCGUCGCUGCCGGAAUUCGAAGCAGCAUCUGGCAGAAGCAGUCUCCGUUCUAGGGUCUCGAGCAGGGAGAGAGAGAGAGAGACGGAAGAGGUGCGUAAUGGGGAAGAAGAGGAAGUCCGUGGCGAGUAGCCUGGACGAGGUAGAUCGAACGAUGUACACGACGUUCUGUAGCGCGGCGAAUUCUCUGUCGCAGCUAUACACGCAGACCAUGAGCCAGCAAAAGCUCUCCUUUCAGGCCGGAGAACGCCAUGGCCUUGAAAAGCUAUAUCAAUGGAUUUUGAGACAAGAAGAGGGAGGAUCGAGAGUGACUGCAGUUGAUAUUCUCACUUACCUGCAGAAUGAACUGGACUUUUGUGGCGAGGAUCCAUCCAUGUCCCCGAGGGUGCCCCUCCAACAUCAGCAUUCCCAGCCGACAGUGCACUUCAUGAAUUCUGGCUUCUUGGUUUCUGCAGGCUCAUCUGGCCCAACCGCUGGCCAGGGAACUCGAUCUGAGCACAUUGAUCAUCAAUCCAAAAAUUCAGUCUUCUCGAAUGCCCUUUCAAGCCCUGUUCGCCGCAGCCUUCAGCACUAUCACCUCUCUCAGGGUGGUUACAACCUAAGCAGUGGCCCUCCCUCUGCAAAUGGAGGCCGCAAUAGUGAACCCAACUUUGUUCCCCUCCAGAAUCGGGAUGCUAAUCCUCCCAGUUCCAAUGAUUCCUCAAUGGACAUGCAUGCAGACAGUCCUGGUAAUGAAUCUGCUUACUGAAAAUGCUGUUGUGGCCCCUUCUCACAAGCUUUUUGCCAUGCUCUGGACAAGUCUUGGAGGAGCUUUUGCAAGUUUAUUGCUAUGUUGAUUCACUACAGCUCCGUCAGGAAGGAGAGCAUUGAAUACCUCAUGCAAGAAUAAGUACAUGAUGCUAACGAGCUUCUGAAGCGUGUGGAGAAAGAAUAUAUUAGUAGUGCAUGCUCUCAUUGGGCAGAAUGCAUUGUCAUUGUGGUAAGCACAAAAAUGUGUCAAAAAGACUUUUGUCUCGUCCCGUCAAAUUGAUUAGUUUAUCUUGGGUCUUCUAUGUAUUACUAUUAUGUAAAGUGUUGUUCUAAAAUAGGUUAUGAAAAAUUUAUUGUGUUGCAA